Molecule: messenger RNA, 2583 nt
Organism: Umbelopsis ramanniana AG
Lineage: Eukaryota; Fungi; Mucoromycota; Umbelopsidomycetes; Umbelopsidales; Umbelopsidaceae
Exons: 7
Coding region: 21-2477 (818 amino acids)
Biological process (GO): regulation of DNA-templated transcription
Molecular function (GO): sequence-specific DNA binding; zinc ion binding
Source: RefSeq, a predicted model, not a curated record
CUGUGACUGCCAUUUCGCAAAUGCUCACUGACCAUGAAGCGCGCUGGCCCGCCUUGUCAAUCCCCUCGAUACCCGCCAUGUCGAGCUCUCUGGCCAAUGCCAGACGCAAGUUCGAUGCCUCUGUGCGAGCUGCUCAUCUGCCGACAGACAUAGAUCCCCAAGACCUCGACGAGCCGGGAUUCAAAUCAGUGGCUGACAGUGGAGUACUCCUUAUAUCCGUUCUCCAAUCAAGAAUGAAUUGGUGCAACUCGAUAUUUCCUAAAUAUCGCCAUGAUAACGUGAUGCAACCGAGACGUGCAGCUAACACCAGGAAAAAGUGGCCAAACAUGAAAUUCAUCGGCACCUAUACAUUACACCUCGGCCCACACGUAUUUCCAGAAACCAGUUUUUACGAGGCCUAUAGGAUGGAGAGUUGGACGGAUGUAGGCGUUGCUGCUGGAGUGAUAAAGCCUAUGACCGCGCCUAAACCAGAGGUCGUCGACGAUUCCCCUGUUCUCGCAAAACCGGACGGCAGCCAGCACCUCACUGCAAUACAGUCCGAUGUGACCAUGGCUGAAGCAUCUCAAACGUCCGUUGUCACUGAUGAGGCGGAUGCUCCUCUUGUCAUCACGGAUGACAGUAACGAUAUGCCAGUUGAUGCACUGAAGGACGCUUCUAGUCAACCAACCAGUAACAUUGUCCCCAUCAGCGAUGUAUUACAACCACCAAAUGGAGCAUCCAAACUCGUACACUACGACGUCGUCUUUGAAUUCAAGGAGGUCCCAAAUGAGCGGUUUGUUCUUCCGAAGCUGGCUAUUGCUGAAAUGUUAGAAGAGCAGAAAGAGAUCCUUUUAUCAUUUAUGCUUCCGUUAGAACAAGCAUCGACUGAAGAUUAUUUCAAAGAGCCAAUGGCGAAAAUAGCCCUCUGGGGAAGCACGUCUGAAGAUGCUGAAAUCCAGGCAGCUGUUUCUAAAGCUCAACAAUUGCAGAAAUCAUCAAAGGAAAAUGAAGAAUCACACAGCGAGAAAGAAAAGGCACCAAAUCAUCAAGCUGUCAACAUUAAGCUACAAGGAGCUGACGAAAACAUUAGCAUUGCCAUCAAGAGAUUUUUACGGCCCGUAGAAGAGGUACAGAACAGCAUGAUGGAAAAGAUGCAAACGAUUCCAGUUCGGCAUUUCUUGCAAUACCGUACGUCAUACGAUGCAGCAGACGACACCAUCGAGCCUCUGAAAAAUAAGAUCAAUACUGUGCCUGAAAUCAUUACUGGACCUAUUGCUGCUGAGAAAAAACGUAGUGAGCUUUUAAAUGCCAUUAAACUUGGAAAGCGACCACGUAGCGACUACCAGGAACAUGAAGCAGCAACACAGAAGCGCGGUGCUACUCAUCAUCCAAAGGAUGAUAACCUUUUGAAAUGUCACUAUUGUAGUACUCGGCAUACAUCGAUGUGGAGACGUGGGCCAGAUGGUGGAGGAACGCUCUGCAAUGGAUGUGGGUUAAGGUGGAAGCAAGGCGAAAUCUUAGUUGGAGCGCCGGUGAUUAGCUGGCACGACGAGAAGCAGUUAGCCAAACAGAGAAAGAAGGAGGAAGAAAAGAUGGACGCAGAGCUUCCUCUUGAAGCCAAAGUUGAACCUGUCGAAAAGAAGAAAUUGGUCAAGCAGCCCUCUCAUCGUUCCAACGAUGGUUCCAAGGCCGAACAGGCAACGUCACCAAUUACCUCCAAGAACAUUGGUUACAUGGCAGCACAAAUUGUACAGCAGCAGCAUAAGCAGGUUAUGCUUCAAAAUGCCGCAAGUCAGUCGCCAUCUAGCCAAGGCAGCACUCCCAUUUCACCUUCACCAGCUGCACAAAGCUCCAUAGCAGCAACGAAACCACCAGCGAAAAGGAAGGUUUCUGCAAAAACCAAUACACCGUCUUCUGCACAAGCUUCUUCACCGUCUGACAACAACGCAACCGCAUCAUCACCCAACGCAUCCAGGUUAAUGUCAUCUGCGCCUGCCCCAACGCCCACGACAGCACCUAUGAAUGCUGUGCAGCAAUCUGUGACUAGUGGAGCAGGCAUACCCCUCCCUACUCUCUCUAUUGUCUUUAGCGAUAGCAUUGCUUUUACGCAUCCUAACUGUGGAGUUGCACUAUUGGAAGACAUUUUCUCUAUUAAGCUGCGAAAAGAUGGACACGACGCCACGACCAUUGAUAUACACAAGAACUUCUUACAAAAAAGUGAUUUUAACAUUGUGUUUGAAGGAGAGGCUAGACGCGAAAUUUUGGUCAUGACAGCAACCCUCUCCAGUCAGGAAGUGGUCAAUCGGUUCGACCAGGUCCUCAUUGAUCCGGAAUCAACAGCAAAACAACAUGAUGUCAAAAUUCGCUUUUUAGAGAAGCUGGACCCCUCUGGCGGUGGAGUGGUCAAACGCAUCCUUGAACGAUGGGUCACAGCAAAUCCCCUGGUCUCCAUGGUACCGCCCACAGACUCAUCCAAACCGGCCGACACCUCAAAUUAAUGAACCCCCCCCCCCCCCCGCAUUGUAUCAUACCCUCUCUCAGUCCCAUCUGUAUUAUAUUCACUGCACAACCGCAAGUUGUCAAUAAACAUUUUAUCGUUUAAGC